This is a messenger RNA of Cladocopium goreaui, 1047 nucleotides long. The record is from the annotation of a GenBank genome assembly. NCBI's taxonomy places the organism in Eukaryota, Dinophyceae, Suessiales, Symbiodiniaceae.
AUGGGGAAGUGGAAUCGCACCCCGGCCAUCGCGAAGAAGCGAUCUGGCCCAAGUGGCAUCGGGUUUAGCCCGCAGAAAAGGAGUGUCGGUGGUGCCAAGGUAAUUUGCUGCCGCUAUUCGGAUGUAGCCAAUGUGUUUUCAGAUCGUGGUGGCAGAGGCAUCCUGCAGGACUCGGAUCCGACUUCGAAGCUGUUUGGCUUUUUUUUUGUCCCUGGAGAGACCCAGCCGUUGCUGUACAAGUUCACGGAAUGUUUGCGUCAGUUCAUGGAGGAGCAAGGAGACAAUUUGGAUAACUUCUGUGAGGCCAACUCGAUGAAGCUGGUAACAUCGAAUGGAUGGGAUCCAAUGCGGUUGGGUAUGGUGAACUUUUCAAGAGCUGCCGACAUUGCUAUCCCCGAAGACCAGAUUGGGCCGGUUGUGAGAAACAUGAUUUUGUUCUUUGAUGACUUCCUUCGUUGGCGUUUCUCCAAGGUGACUGCAAAGGUGAAGCUUGUGGAAUGGAUCUUGCCAUCCAAUGUGGAGAUGUCCUUGGAAGAGUUGGAGUGCCCAGGUGUGUCAGUGUCACGUGGAGACUAUGCGGUGAAGAGUGCGCUUCUUGGAAACCUUCAUGGUUUUGAGGGCCCUGCUGGCCCGAAGCACCUGGUGCUCGUGGUGGAGUUCGUGCAGGAGCAGAUUGCUUUGACUCUGGAUGGUGAUGGCUACCCGCAUCGUAGCCUGUUACAGCCUUUCCAGCAGAUUCGGGAGCGCACCGAUGGGUCCAAAGAGUACAGCUACAGUACAGGUUUGAUUGACUACUCCGAUGCGAUCGGUCAUGAGAUCGUUGGCAGUGCAAUUCACCAUCGCUAUGUUCUGAUGAAGCCGGCGUUGACUGUGGAAGAGAUUCCUUCAGUGGCUGCUGUCAAGUGCUGGAACUCGUUGUGUGAAUUGCCCAAUUCGCUGGGCGAAGAGAUUUCGCUUGCGCAGGUGCAGACGCGUUGGCCGGAUGCUACAGCAGUUGCGCUUGGUAUUCGUGCUUUGCAUGUGCGGAGGCACGGGCUUGAAUUCUGA